This is a messenger RNA of Pyricularia grisea, 1615 nucleotides long. RefSeq lists its product as uncharacterized. The transcript has 2 exons. The record is from RefSeq and is a predicted model, not a curated record. Gene Ontology annotation, biological process: spliceosomal snRNP assembly. The coding region runs from base 110 to 1615 and encodes 501 amino acids. Lineage: Eukaryota; Fungi; Ascomycota; Sordariomycetes; Magnaporthales; Pyriculariaceae.
CUGCAAAUCUCAAAAAGAAUGGGAAAGAGGAAAGAAAAUCCACUGCUUUAACUUUACCUACCUACCUCCUAGGUACCUUCUUCACCCGAGCCAGCCCUGGUGCGGCGCCAUGUCCACAGCAAAGCGCAGAAACAGUACCGAUCAAGACGGUUCUGCGCCGCCUAAAAAGCAGCGUCGUGACCGGCAUGCCAAGGGCGGCCAGCCAGACGUUGACGAGACCUAUGGCCAGCGUUAUGUCUUUGCCAACCUCGAUGACCCAACCGCUCCCUCGAGCGAUGAGGAGUUUGAAGUCGAGGAUGAAGGCGAUGCAUUGGCAUAUCUUCGAUCUGUCCGAGAGGAGGCGAGCGUGAUUCCACACCUUCUCAGUGCGCCCAAGGCUGGGCCACAACUACCUCCAAAGCUUCGCGAGAAGCAAGACAUUAGCUACGAUGACGACCACGUCAACGACGACAUUCCCGAUUCGCCCAUGGACCGCAGUAUCUACCACGACGGUGUCGGAGACUCGCGAGGUUACUAUCACGAUGGUGCAUAUACGGCCAUGCCAGAUUUACAGGACGAUCAAAAUGACACCAAUGGCGAGGAUAUUACAGCGGAAGCUGCCGCAGAGGAGGCUCGGAAAGCCCGGGUCUGCGAGGCACUCUACGGAAGCAUUAUCUCACGGUUCGAGUCAAUGCGAGCAAUAGUUCACCAGGAGCCGCCGGAUGAUGCGCUGCUGGAGUUAUCGUCUGAUCACGGUUUCGAAGUCAACCCCUUCGGCUCAAGCAAAGGAGGGCAGAAAUCAUACACGACAUGGAGCUGGCGAUUGCGCAAUACAGACCCACAACCGGCGCAGAUCGCAGCCAUGGACCGGACGGCAGCCUUUAGGCUAAUCCGCGUCAUUCUCAGCGAUAUCAGGAUGCUCAAACGUGGCCACGACAUCACCGAGCGGACUAGUGCAUGGCUGUGGGCGUUACUGGCAAAGUUGCCUGACGCCGGUGAACUUGACUACACCGAUGUUGGAGUGGUGCGCGACCUAGGCAAGCGUGCCGUUCUCAUGAUGACUAGCCUUGCGCACAUGACUGCAUUGCGCGAGCAAGUUGAGCUUGGUCAACACGACCGCCAUGAUGAAGAUGCCGGCUCCGAUGCCGCUGCUCCUUUGAACGAAGGUGAAGUUGAAGACUACGAGGGAGAAGAGGAAAUGAACGGGGCUACCCAAGACAGCUCUGGCGCGACAAACGAUCACAACGAUGAUACAGACAUUGCAGCCACGAAUGGUGAUGCCGAGGCUGUUGUUCCAGCCCAGAGCGCACUCGAUGCAGAAGGUGCCAGCGAGGACGAGCCUAUGGAUCUCGAAGAUGGUGAGCUCGACGAAGGAGAAGUCGCCGACGAUACUGCACGGGCAGAUGACGGCAGCGGGGAUCUCGAGGCGAUCAAGGCAAGGCUUUUGGGGGACCUCGAGCCGCCUAUCAACAUCGAGCCAGAAAUAGGGCCUUCAGAGCAUGACGAUUGGGAGGCCGCAAAGCUGCGCUCUCGUAUGAACAUGCGUAUGACGCUCAACAUGAUCCUCACGGUUGCUGGUGAGUUUUAUGGGCAGCGGGAUCUGCUUGAGUUCAGGGAUCCUUUUCGGGGAAUGUGA